AUGUUUAUCCUUGACGCUUCCGGGUCUAUGUGGGGACGUCUUGAUGACGGCCGCCCCAAGAUUUCCGUCGCGCGGGAAGUCUUGAGCAGCGUUACCUCGAAGCUUCCGGUUUCGGUAAAUGCAGGACUGAUUGCUUACGGGCACAGACGCAAGGGAGACUGCUCCGACAUCGAGCUGGUUCAUCCCAUUUCCGCCGCGGGAGGGGCGGCGAUUGGCGGCAAGCUCAAUUCUUUGUCUCCGCGCGGAAAGACCCCGAUUACGGAAGCCUUGCGCCUUGCCGCAGAAAAGCUGACGGGACAGGAAGACGACAGGACCAUUGUUCUGGUCAGCGACGGAAUUGAAACCUGCGAGGGCGAUCCGUGCGCGCUCGCUGAAGCAUUGCAAAAAUCCGAUGCCGGCCUCAAGAUCCAUGUCGUCGGAUAUGGUGUCGACGCAGACGCACAGAAGCAGUUGCAAUGCGUGGCUGAAAAGGGCGGCGGCGCCUACUUCCCGGCCAACGACACAUCAGGUCUUGUCGAGGCACUUUCACAAGUUACGGAAAGCAUCGCCACACAGGAGACCAUCGUUGUUGAGGCACCGGAAGUCACCGAGGCAGCCGACACAAUUCAGUUGCAGAUUGCAGGUCCCGGCACGAUCCAGCUGAAGCUCGCCGACUGGGUGAAAAUGCCGAAGUACUGGAAGAUAACGAACCCGGAAACAGCCGACGAGAUUGCAAAAGUCACAGAAGACAGCGUCUCGGCGAUGCCCGGUGCCUAUCAGCUGGUCUGGAGACAUCUUGAACACGGUGCCCAGGAAGUGACACUUCCCGAGGUGGUCUCAGUGUCAUCCGGACAGACGACCGAGGUAGCAAUCGAUACCGGCCUUCAGCUCGUGCCACCCACUGGCGAGGACAAGCCCUAUUACUGGCAAUUGCUCACCAAUGACAGCGAUCUUGAGAACAGUUUCCGCAAACGGGAACCUGCUGCCUGGUACUGGGUCUGGGACGCUGUUCCGGUUCCUCCUGGCGACUACACUCUGAUCGUGCGCCAAAGUGAGCAUGACCUUGCGGAAGUCAAUCUGGGUCGGAUUUCGCUGGACAAGGGUAAGCUCACUCAGAUUGCGCUUGACCAGGGGCUGAACCUUAGCUGGAACGCGGACUGGGACCAGAUUUAUUAUCUCAAAGUCACGGAUGCGGCCGGCAACGAAACCAAGUUCGACGGACAGGGCCCGAUUUUUCUGGCGCCGGGCACUUAUGAUCUGGCGCUCAGGUUGACCGAGCACAAUCACAGCGAAGCCGAUUUCGGAACAAUAACCGUGUCCGAAAAAGGCUUUGUCGACGCCAAACUGACUUCCGGUAUCAAGUUCGACACCCAGAUCCCGGGUGAAAUCAAGGUGACAGCCAAGAACCUGGAUACGGGCAAGGAAGCCAGCAUCAGCUGGAGCGGUUCAUCCAGCAACCGCUGGCCACCGAUGCCCCUGGGAGCCGGACGCUACCAGAUCGACAUGCAGAUCAAGGGCUCGGCACCAAUGACGAUCGUCCCCGAGGUAUCCAUCAAACCCGGUCAGUUCAUCACGGCGAAGAUGUGA
Messenger RNA from Effrenium voratum, 1566 nucleotides. The record is from the annotation of a GenBank genome assembly. Lineage: Eukaryota; Dinophyceae; Suessiales; Symbiodiniaceae.